AUGUAUAACAAAUUUCGCCAUAAUUGGUUCAAUUAUAUUAAGAUACAACAUGAACUCUCUGAUCAACUUCAACAAUGUGAUGAUAAGGCUCAGUUAAUUCAUUUGAAUUAUCUUUAUGAAUAUGGUGCGAGAUGUCAAUUCAAUCAACAAUUUCAUCGUAUUUGGUUCGAAUAUUUCAAUCAACAUCCAAAUUUAUCAACACAAAAAUUGUCCCAACAAAUAACAGCUGUGUCAAAACGCGUGUUAGAUAUUGCUGUAAACAUAUUAUCAGUAUUUACUCCAAUAAAUAAUUAUGAAAUUUAUCUUAUAAAUCAAGCAACAUCUCCUAUGUUAUUACAUGAUUCGUUUGAACUAACUAGUAAAACAACUGAAUUUACUAUUGACACGAAGCAUCAUUAUUAUACAACAACAAUCAAUAGUGUUAUUGAUUGA
Molecule: messenger RNA, 432 nt
Organism: Rotaria socialis
Lineage: Eukaryota; Metazoa; Rotifera; Eurotatoria; Philodinida; Philodinidae
Source: the annotation of a GenBank genome assembly